CACCAACGCCGCUACUAUUGGUAGACAUUCUACGACGUCAUAGUCAUUGUUAAAAUCCUAAGCUUCGUGUUUUCUCUUCAAAAGUGGACGUCUUAGGACAUCGAUAUGGGUGCUUACAAAUAUAUGCAGGAGCUGUAUCGUAAGAAACAAAGCGAUGUGCUUCGUUUUUUACUACGUGUUAGAUGUUGGCAGUAUCGUCAGCUCACCAAAAUGCACAGAGCACCCAGACCAUCCCGGCCUGAUAAAGCACGCCGCUUAGGAUACAAAGCGAAACAAGGUUUCGUCAUCUUCAGAAUCCGUGUGCGCCGUGGUGGUCGUAAACGUCCAGUGCCAAAAGGAGCAACUUAUGGCAAACCUAAGAGUCAUGGUGUAAACCAGCUGAAGCCUACUAGAAAGUUACAGUCCGUUGCAGAAGAACGUGUUGGAAGACGCUGCGGAGGAUUAAGAGUAUUAAACAGCUACUGGGUAGCGCAGGACUCUUCUUACAAAUAUUAUGAAGUCAUUUUAGUCGAUCCAGCACAUAAAGCAAUCAGAAACGAUCCUAAGGUUAAUUGGCUGUGUCAAGCCGUUCACAAACACCGUGAAUUACGCGGUAAAACAUCGUCCGGUAGGAGUUCUCGUGGGCUUGGCAAAGGACACAGAUUCUCGCAGACAAUUGGAGGAUCUCGAAGGGCAGCCUGGUUACGAAGAAAUUCCUUGUCACUCCGUAGAAAGCGUUAAUUUACCAAAAAAACUACGGAGUUUGUUACAAGCAUGUAUAAUUUUACAAAUAAAAUCAUAUUUUAAAAUUGUA
Ceratosolen solmsi marchali is the source of this 793-nucleotide messenger RNA. RefSeq names its product ribosomal protein L15 (gene RpL15). Gene Ontology annotation, biological process: cytoplasmic translation. The record is from RefSeq and is a predicted model, not a curated record. The coding region runs from base 106 to 720 and encodes 204 amino acids. The transcript has 5 exons. NCBI's taxonomy places the organism in Eukaryota, Metazoa, Arthropoda, Insecta, Hymenoptera, Agaonidae. Gene Ontology annotation, molecular function: structural constituent of ribosome; RNA binding. Gene Ontology annotation, cellular component: cytosolic large ribosomal subunit; ribosome.